Messenger RNA from Aedes albopictus (Asian tiger mosquito), 1718 nucleotides. Its product is annotated as serine/threonine-protein phosphatase 2A regulatory subunit B'' subunit gamma-like. Gene Ontology annotation, cellular component: centrosome; spindle. Lineage: Eukaryota; Metazoa; Arthropoda; Insecta; Diptera; Culicidae. The record is from RefSeq and is a predicted model, not a curated record. Gene Ontology annotation, biological process: cortical cytoskeleton organization; B cell homeostasis; microtubule cytoskeleton organization. Bases 99 to 1493 code for a protein of 464 amino acids. The transcript has 2 exons.
CGCGACCGAGAGCUGGGGGUACUUUUGUUUUUAUUAUUAUUCGGUCUGGUUCAUUAAACAAAGAAAAAACGUAAAAAAUUCCGUACAACAUAAACAAAAUGAGUUUUCGGGACAAACUUCUCAAAAAUUUAGAAAAAGUCAAUGAAAAUGGUGUUCGUCAACAGCAUCCAUCUAAAACGGAUGAUGAAAUCGAAGACAUCUUAUUCCAACAACACCAGAAGGCAAUCAAUUCCAGCGAAAAGUUGAAAAGGAUGAUAGAGCAGUCCAAAAACUCCGAGUCGUAUCGCUUCAUUCCGCAGUUUCAUUUCGAGCUGCCGAAGAACACCGAUGGGCUGGCCCAGAAGCUCCGAGAAGAGGCCAGGACCCUGUUCCUGCAGAAGCGCAGCAAAGAGUUGCUGGACAACAACGAGCUAAAGCUGCUGUGGAGUCUGCUGGAGAAGCACCAUUCUCCGCCGCUGAUGGGCGAAGAGCAGUACAUCAACUACGACAACUACUGCAAAGUGGCCGCGAUUGCGGGGGAUAAGUUCCGGAAGUAUUUGACGGCUUCGACCUUCGCCCGACUGCUGGUGUCCAGUACCUAUCCAGGGAAAAUCAGCGUGAUGUCACUUUUCAAUUAUGCCAUGCGGAAGGUGUGGCUGCAGCAAACAAGGAUCGGAUUAUCGCUGUACGACUACACCGGCCAAGGCUAUCUGAACGAGUCGGAUUUGGAGUCGUACAUUCUGGAGCUGAUACCGACCUUCCCGCAGCUGGAAGGGCUGGAGAAAUCCUUCCACAGCUUCUACGUUUGCACGACGGUGAGGAAGUUCUUUUUCUUUCUGGAUCCACUGCGGACGGGACGAAUUCGGAUACGGGACAUACUGACGUGUAGCUUCCUGGACGAUUUGCUGGAACUGCGAGACGAGGAGAUUCCCAAGGAUGCCCAGGAGAUGAACUGGUUCUCUGCACCGUCGGCCCUGAGCGUCUACGGUCACUAUCUGAACCUGGACAAGGACCACAACGGAAUGCUCAGCAAGAAGGAACUGAUCGGCUACGGGUCGGGAACGCUGACUCCCAUCUUUCUGGACCGCGUAUUCGCCGAGUGUUUGACCUACGACGGCGAGAUGGACUACAAGACCUAUCUGGACUUUGUGCUUGCACUGGAAAAUCGUUCCGAGCCGCAAAGUUUACACUAUCUGUUCCGCAUCCUGGACGUGGAGCACAAAGGCUACCUCACCGCAUUCACCCUCAACUACUUUUUCAAAGGUAUCCAAGACGAGAUAUCUGCCCACCGUGCGGAACCGGUCAACUUUGCCGACGUGAAGGACGAAAUUUUCGACAUGGUCAAACCGGCGGAUCCCAGCCGUAUGACCCUGAAGGAUCUGAUUAACAGCGGCCACGGAGAAACGGUCGUCUCCAUACUGAUCGAGUUCCACAAAUUUUGGGCCUACGAGAACCGGGAAGUGAUGGUGACCGACUCACAAACACCGAACACCGAUGAAACUCACAACUUAUGAUAUCAGGGGCAACAGCCGACGGCAGCUGUUGCUGCUGCUGUGGACGAAAUCGUGACGGCGUUUUGAAUUAUUCAGUUUCGACUGGAAACUUUUUCACCUAAGCGCUUAGAGAAUGCUACAUUCCGCGUAUUUUAAACUGUAUCUUUCUACUAUUUGCACUUGACUGAAUAAACUACCUAUGAGAUUUCUUUUCUAUUAAAGAAAAACUAAAAUUCCAUUUUGCAA